AUGAUUUUCAAUUGUACAGAUGUGCAGACAGAAGACAACAAGUUCUUAUGUCGAGUUUGUUUGAAAAGCUUUCCUUUGCAGCGACUUCUCAAUCGCCACGUCAAGUGCCACACGGACAUCAAACGCUACCUCUGCACAUUUUGUGGCAAAGGUUUCAACGACAUUUUCGAUUUGAAGAGACACACAAGAACACACACUGGAGUCCGUCCAUACAAAUGCGAGCAUUGUGACAAGGCAUUCACACAACGUUGUUCACUGGAGUCACACGCGCGGAAGGUGCACAACGUUCAGUUCAAUUACAAGCACAAGGAAAGGAGAGAUAAGUUGUACGUGUGUGAGGAGUGUGGUCACUCGACGAGACAGUCCGAGGAGCAUUUUGUACACAUGAAUGACCAACAUCCACACGUGCCUACGUCCAACGAAUGUUCAAACAUUCCUCCAGCUUCACAGGAAAAUGUUCAUUCCAGAGCAAGUUGUCUUCGUGGGAGUAUCAAUGCUGAUGUUACUGACCAGGUCAGUUGUGGUGGCAGUAAUGACCGGAACAAUCAUGCUGGUUGUGAUGACCAAACCAACAAUGUAAAGGAGGAAAGUGAAGACAGCGAUGAAGAGAUAGAUGUUGAAUCACCAGUUGUUAACUUAUUUCCAUACACAUGA
Molecule: messenger RNA, 654 nt
Organism: Helobdella robusta
Lineage: Eukaryota; Metazoa; Annelida; Clitellata; Rhynchobdellida; Glossiphoniidae
Exons: 2
Coding region: 1-654 (217 amino acids)
Biological process (GO): epidermal cell differentiation; regulation of transcription by RNA polymerase II
Cellular component (GO): nucleus
Molecular function (GO): DNA-binding transcription factor activity, RNA polymerase II-specific; RNA polymerase II cis-regulatory region sequence-specific DNA binding
Source: RefSeq, a predicted model, not a curated record